Hydra vulgaris (swiftwater hydra) is the source of this 1280-nucleotide messenger RNA. RefSeq names its product malate dehydrogenase, cytoplasmic. Gene Ontology annotation, molecular function: L-malate dehydrogenase (NAD+) activity. The record is from RefSeq and is a predicted model, not a curated record. NCBI's taxonomy places the organism in Eukaryota, Metazoa, Cnidaria, Hydrozoa, Anthoathecata, Hydridae. Gene Ontology annotation, cellular component: mitochondrion; cytosol. Gene Ontology annotation, biological process: tricarboxylic acid cycle; oxaloacetate metabolic process; malate metabolic process.
UGAAUGUAAGCACGUUUUUUUUAUAUUUUAUUCUGUAAAAUACAUACUUCUAGUCUCAAGGGGACGCCCUUAAUGUUUUAAUUGAUGUUUUUCAUUACACCCCGGGUAUUAGAGAGUAGACACUAUUUAUAGUUUCCGCAGCAUACUAAUCAAAAUCAUGGCUGAACCUUUAAGAGUUUGUGUAACUGGUGCAGCAGGGCAAAUUGCUUAUUCACUUCUCUACUCGCUUGCUAAUGGAGAUGUUUUUGGUAAAACACAGCCAAUCACCUUACUUCUUUUGGAUAUUCCUCCCAUGAUGCAGUGUGUUGAAGGAGUGGUGUUAGAGUUGCAAGAUUGCUCUCUUCCACUUUUACAUGAUGCUAUUGCUACUUCUGACCCCAAUGUUGCAUUUGAAAACAUUGAUGUGGCUCUUCUUGUUGGAGCAAUGCCUAGAAAAGAAGGUAUGGAAAGAAGCGAUCUGCUAAAGGCUAAUGCAAAGAUUUUUGAGACUCAAGGAAAAGCAUUGGAUACUUAUGCAAAGAAAACUGUCAAGGUUCUUGUAGUUGGUAACCCAGCUAAUACUAAUUGUCUGAUUGCUCAACGAUGUGCUCCAUCGAUUCCCAAAGAAAACUUUUCUUGUUUAACCAGACUUGAUCAAAAUCGUGCAGUGUCACAGGUUGCUAUGAGAUUAGGUGUAAAAACAAACGUUGUUAAGAAAGUCAUUAUAUGGGGUAACCAUUCUUCAACCCAGUACCCAGACGUCAAUCAUGCUACUGUUGAAAUAAAUGGUCAUAUAAACCCUGUAAAAGAGGCUGUUAAAGAUGACCAUUGGCUUGAAGGAGAUUUUCUGAAAGUUGUACAAACUCGAGGAGCUGCCAUUAUUAAAGCUCGCAAACUUUCUAGUGCAAUGUCUGCUGCCAAAGCAAUUUGUGAUCACAUGAAAACAUGGUGGUUUGGAACAGCUGAUGAUGAUUAUUGUAGCAUGGGUGUUGUUUCGGAUGGUUCUUAUGGUAUACCUGAAGGAAUUGUUUACUCUUUUCCACUCACUAUUGAUAGCACUCAUACUUACAAAAUUGUUCAGGGUUUGGAAAUAAAUGAGUUUUCUCGUGAAAAGAUGGAUGCUUCUGCAGUUGAACUUUGCCAAGAACGUGAUGAUGCAUUUUCCUUUAUUCAAAUCCAGUGACUUGUUAGUAAGUUGUGAUGAUCUAAGUAUAAUCCAGUGACUUGUUAGUAAGUUGUGAUGAUCUAAGUAUCUUCAACAGAGUUUAAUAAUCUUAAGAAUAAUAUUAAAUAUUUGGAAA